Vicia faba (fava bean) is the source of this 342-nucleotide messenger RNA. NCBI's taxonomy places the organism in Eukaryota, Viridiplantae, Streptophyta, Magnoliopsida, Fabales, Fabaceae. The record is from the annotation of a GenBank genome assembly.
AUGGUGGCGAAUUUGCGAGCUUUAAAGAGUCUAGAAAAGAGAAUCAAAUGGGCCUUGAGGUCAGUGCAAGAUUGUUACCAACCCUUAAUAAAUAGCUCAAUGUCUUCUAAUCCCAUACCAAAUUGGAAUUGGGAGGGAACCAGAUUAAGUUAUGACAGUGCAGCCGAGACAGACUAUACCAAUGAGGACAUGAUUGAGGAAUUUUUAAUGGGCGGGUGUGACGCGAGACCUUCAACUCAACCACAAAAUGAAGAAGGAAAUCGCAGAACAGGCCAACGUACAAGACGAGCACCUUCUUGUGAAACUCACCGACGAUUGACACGACCCGGUCAAAAUCGAUAG